AUGGGUUUCGGACCAAAAGGACAUGUCAACGACUCAAAAUGGAGACUGCCUUUGCAUCUACACCGCCAGGACAGUCCCAACCUCUCCACCAACGCUGAUCCUCACGUCCUUCUCGGCAGGGCGCAUCAACUAUAUGUGAGGCACCUGAGCGAUGGCACACUCACCAUUCGUGGUGAGAAAGUUCCAUCACGGAACGUUGGAGGCGUUGGAUUUUUCGUACCCAAUCAUUCGUCUUGUCGAUUCACCUCGCCUGGCUAUCCUUCCGUCCUGUGCAUCACCAUCACUAUCAUCAACUGCUAUCUCCCAACAUCAGCAGCUCCUGACUUGCAAUUUGAUGCUUCUUAUGAGGAGUUGGAGGAAGUCAUCUGCAAAGAGAAUCCCUUCUAUAAAUUUGUUGUGGGCGACUUCAGUGUGAAAAUCGAGAUGUCAGAAGAAGAGGAGCCUAGGAUCGGGAGAUUUGGAUCAGGACUCGGGAAAGAAUAA
This is a messenger RNA of Strongylus vulgaris, 483 nucleotides long. The record is from the annotation of a GenBank genome assembly. NCBI's taxonomy places the organism in Eukaryota, Metazoa, Nematoda, Chromadorea, Rhabditida, Strongylidae.